Rhodotorula toruloides NP11 is the source of this 1884-nucleotide messenger RNA. RefSeq names its product glycosylphosphatidylinositol transamidase. The record is from RefSeq and is a predicted model, not a curated record. Lineage: Eukaryota; Fungi; Basidiomycota; Microbotryomycetes; Sporidiobolales; Sporidiobolaceae. The coding region runs from base 1 to 1884 and encodes 627 amino acids. The transcript is spliced from 9 exons. Gene Ontology annotation, cellular component: GPI-anchor transamidase complex; membrane. Gene Ontology annotation, biological process: attachment of GPI anchor to protein.
AUGGCGACCCCUCUCAAGGCAUUGCUGCGGCGAAGAGGCGGCACGGGUGCUCCGCGAGACGAAGGAGCCGCCAUUCAGCGCGCCCUCGUGCGACGAAACAUGGUAGUGAACCGGAUUGUCGCCUUCGCUCCUCUCGUCCGAACCCUGCUCGUCGUUGUUGGCCUGCUGUACAUGCUCGCUCUGCCUUACAAGGGUCUCGGGCGACGACAUUACAUCAGCGAAAACGCAAUGCAGCCAGGACAGGUCAACACGUACUGGAACUGGGCGGAUGUCCACGUUGCGGACCUGUACGCGGAGAACGUGGCCAAGUGGAGCGCAGGAGACGUCACUGUCGAAGCCCGGAGUCGGGUGAUUCAGGACGCCUUCCACGAGCUCGGUCUGCCUGCGUCGCAACAACGGUAUACCUUUAAGCUUGCGCGCAACUCGACGCUCUCCGGCGUCAACACCUAUGCCAUCCUCGCUGCGCCGAAAACGGACGGAGCUGAGGCGCUCGUCCUGAGCGCUUCCUGGCUGAGUCGAGCGAAGGACGAGCAUGGCCAACCUCGCAUCAACACGCGAGGAGUUGCGAUCGUUCUGGCCCUCGCCAACUACUUCAAGAAGUACGCCUUCUGGUCAAAGGACAUCAUCUUCGUCAUCUCGGACGGCUAUUCGGAGGGCGCUCAGGCUUGGCUCGACGCGUAUCACGGCUACGGGCAGUCGAACCUCGUCGCCGAGCCGCUCAAGCUGACCACUGGCCCGAUCUGGGCUGCUCUCAACCUCGACUAUCCCCACCACUCUUUCAGCCACAUUGGCAUCCACUAUGAAGGAGCGAACGGACACCUGCCGAACCUCGAUUUCAUCAACUCCGCUUCUCGCAUCCUCCGCAACACGGGCAUCCCAACUGUCCUCCAUUCGAGCGACUCUUCCGACUCUUCCUUCCUCCCUUCGUCUCUGCAGUAUGCCGAGAUCGAGGCAUAUGCGCAAGCCGCGCGCAACCUGUUCCGCCAGGUUGCUCUCACCGCGGACGGCAGAGCGCUCGGACCCGAAGGGACCUUUGGCAAGUACCGCAUCGACGCCAUCACGCUCUUUGGCCAGCCAGCAGAAGGCCCUCACGGCUUCCACUCGCUCGGAAGGGCGACCGAAUCCAUCUUUCGCUCGCUCAACAACCUCCUCGAGCGCUUCCACCAGUCGUUCUUCCUCUACAUCAUGACCUCAAUUGACUCCUUCGUCGCCGUCGGCAACUACCUCGCUGCGCCCAUCCUCGUCAGUGCGGGCAUGACGAUCCAGGGGUUGAGCACAUGGGGACAGGCGCGAGUAGGAAAGGAUGGAGGCGCAAGGGAACGACCUGUUGCGCGGGCAAUCCUGGUGCUCGCGGGAGCAGUCCUGGCUGGAGCGGCGGAGAUGCAGGCCAUCUCGCAGAUUGACCCGAUGGAAGGGCUGAACGACUACCUCUCGCCGCUCCUCCUUGGCCUGCACCUCCUCGUCCCGCUCCUCCUCUCAACUCUCCUCUCCCGUCCUUCCCUCAUCGCCUCCCUCGCCCUCACUCUCCGCUCCUUCAUCCUCCUCCUCUCUGGUCUACUCGUCUCCAUCACCGCCACCCUCAACUUUGGCCUGUCCGCCUUCCUCUCGCUCUACCUCUGCGCAACUCUCCUCCUCGCCCAACCCGUCACCCGGCGGUAUCCUCGUCGGCGGGCCACCGUCAGACGGCUACAGCAGGUCACUCUCGCUUGCUUGUCGCCAACGGGGAUCUGGACGCUCUGGCGUACGGUCAACAAGGCCGGAGCAGAGGAAUGGCUGCGGGACUUGCUGAAAGACUGGCAAAUCGGCGGCGGCUGGAGUCUGCCGGUCGCGUUAGUCCUCGUAGGCCCUCUCGUCGUCGCGCAGGCUGUCGUCGUCGUCCUGUAG